AUUCCGCUCUGUGUUCUCAUUGUUGAUGGCAAAGGAGUGUGUUGGUGUUCUAGUCACCGGAUGUGAACGCAAUAUAUCGUAAUUCCUCAACGAACAAAACACCCGUAAUGGUAAACGAAUAAUUCCUAGCUAUUUAUUUUUGUGCCCUGGGGACAUAAACCUCCAGUCUUAAUCUCAAGAACCAUGUAGUCUUCUAAAAUGAAACAUGUUCUGUAUAGAAAACAAAAAUAAAAUAAUAUUUUUGAAAAUAUAUUCACUGUAACGUUUUUGUCACCCAAGACAAUUAUGUCAGAAAAAUUAAAACACUUAAGCUGACAAGUCGGAGGAACUAAUUUACACCUUCCCUCGAUCUUACCGUUCAUGUGUGUUAUAUGGCCCAGGCCUAUGUUUUACUCAUAUUUGUUGGUUUGGUGGUAAUAGGAGCAGUAAACGAGUGCUUGCAGUUCGCCUAAUCUGUGAGACUGGGCAUUUGAAAUUUGUAGUAAUUCUGCAGUUACUUAUGGAAGGAAAUUUAUCAUUGUUAUGCCAUAGGAGCUCAGGUGUGUGUGAUUUAAACCCUUCCCUUUGCCCUGUGGCUGUAUGACCCCCUUCUGAGUUCAAGGUUCAAGGUCCAACUUCCGCCACACCCUUGAGGAUGGAAGAUGCUCCAACAUGUGGGGACAUGAGCAUUUCAGUGUGCAGAGCCAUCCAGGUGGAGUUCCGCGGUGCCUCGUGCUGGAACCGCCCUCGCAGCUCAUCCGCCGCUCCUCCUCCUUUAGCUAGAGCUGAGCUAAACUAAACCCGUGCGGCUCCGCAAGAGCAGGCCAAGACAAACGGAGGCAAGAUACACGGGAGCCGGCCAAGAGCAAGAGGGCGGGCAAGGUUGCCCAGUUAAAUAAAUAAAAGCUCCAGUAACAUAACACGAGAUCCGUGUUGAGAAGGACAGUGAGCCGACCUGUGGACUCGUACCUGACGGAUCACCUAGAACAGUGCUGUCCUUUUUAAUAUUCUCCACUAGCCGGCAACGACGGCGCCUUGUAUAGGAAGGCUGAGCUGGAGAGGCGAGCUCCGAAAGGGAAACACCAAUGGCUAUGCAAAAGAUAGCCUACGUAUAGGAGAGAGUGCGACUGGAUGACCGGACAGAGGACGCCCUGCGUAUCUGCAUCUGGGAAGGUAACCUACGCCGUCACGUCUGGAAGCAAAGAAAAACGGUAUGAGAGAGUCUGACGAACCACGCACUGCAAACGCCGGAUGCGGCAUGGCAAUUGACUAUAGUUUUUGGGGGAGAAUGCGUAAGUGAGGAGCUGUUCUGCAGUUUGAUGUGGACGGAGAGAAAUCCGACAGCGGAGUUCUUGACUUUACACGACCUUUUGGGGGCUAAGUAUCCCUUGCGAAGAAAUUAGUUAUUCUGGACCUCAUGCCACCGACAUGGGAAAUGUAAACACUCGGUUUGGAUUUUAAACUCCGUGUGCUACUCCUGUGGAAUUCGCUGGCAUGGAGUCCGUUGAAGCGGACCAAGAGGUGUCAGAACCCCCUAUUCACGGGAUCCAUGGACCAAAUCGAAUCCGGCCCUCCUCAUACCGGGCACUGCGCAGCGCCGUGUCAAGUCUUGCCCGCAUUGACGAUUUUUUCUGUGAGAAAAUCGGCUCCGGGUUCUUCUCUGAAGUAUUCAAGGUUCAGCACAGGAUCACAGGCCAGGUGAUGGCCCUGAAGAUGAACACAAUGGCCAGCAACAGGGCCAACAUGCUCAGAGAAGUGCAGCUCAUGAACAGACUGUCCCACCCCAACAUACUCAGGUUUGUUGGGGUGUGUGUACAUGAGGGACAGCUCCAUGCUUUGACAGAGUUCAUUAAUUGGGGGAACCUGGAGCAGCUGCUGGACAGCGACAUGUACCUGUCAUGGGCGGUGAGGAUGGGCCUGUCUCUGGAUAUAGCCCAGGGACUCCAGUACCUGCACAGCAAGGGCAUCUUCCACCGGGACCUCACCUCUAAGAACUGCCUGAUCCGCUGUGAGAACGGGCUCUUCAGUGCGGUGGUGGGGGACUUUGGCCUGGCGGAGAAAAUUCCAGACUACAGUGAGGGAACGGACAAACAACCCCUGGCUGUCGUGGGCUCCCCCUACUGGAUGGCCCCAGAAGUGUUGAGAGGAGAACUUUACAAUGAGAAGGUGGACGUCUUCGCCUACGGGAUCAUCCUGUGCGAGAUCAUCGCCCGGAUACAGGCUGACCCAGACUUCCUGCCCCGCACCGAGGACUUCGGUUUAGACGUGCAGGCGUUCCAGCACAUGAUUGGCGACUGCCCCCCAUCUUUCCUGGCCCUGGCUGUCACGUGCUGCAAUAUGUGUGCAGAGCAGCGGCCAUCUUUCGCGGAGAUCGUGAUAGAACUGGAGAAGAAAGAGAGGGAGCGAGAGAGGGAGGAGAAGAAGGAACUUGUCACUCAGGGCGAAUCAGGUACAGAGCCUGUUGCCCUUGGCGACAGCCCUCACCGAAGGAGGUCCCUGUGCCUCCCUGGAGACCAGCGCCUGUCCCGGAGCAAGUCGGACAUGCUGCCCCCUUCCACGCCGCCCCUGCUGGGGACCCCUGCACGGGUGAACCCCUUCUCCCUGCGGGACGAUCUGAACGGCGGCAAGAUCAAGCUCUUUGAUACGCCCAGCAAGUCGGUCAUCUCCCUGACCUUUACCCUUCCCCAGCCCCACGACCCCUGCGCCUCCCCCUCGAAGAGCGAGCCCCCCCGGGGGGUGCACCGCCGCUGCCAGUCCCUGCCCUGCACCCCUGAACUGAGCCGCAUCCCCAUACUUUCGGUGGCCCUCAGGGGCGACGAGACCCAGGGGCCCAUGGGCACCUUGGCGGACAUGGACUCCGAUAGCGUGGAGGAGGAGUAUGAGGAGAGGGGGGAGGCGCAGGAGGAGGUGCAUAAGGAGUCAACGGAGGCCCUGGAUCUACCAGGCGAUGACUCGGGGCUUCCCCUGGACCUGGAGAUGGUGUCCUUGGAGCGGCUGGAGGAGGAGGAAGAGGAGGUGGAGAGGGAGAGCGUGUGUCUAGUCGAGCCCAUGGACUGCACCUGCUCCCCCGACACACUAGAUGGUGCCAUCUCAGCUCCAUCAAAACCCCGCCUUGCCUCUACCUCCACCCUGCCCAAUGGCUGGGGUCCGCCCAACUCCAACGGCCCGCCCUCCCUCCCGCCGCUGCCCCACCUGGACAACAACAACAGCACGGUGGUGGUCAGCCGUCCCCUAGCCUGGGGGGGCAACGGGUACCAUGCCCCUCCCGGGUCCCCCGCUCCCUUCCCGCUGCCCAACUCCAGCAGCGCCGCCCUGGAGCAGGACGAGGUCAUUUCCUGUCCCGGCUGCUGCCUGGCGGGGCUGAGCUUCCCGUCAGUGUGUCUGCGGGGACCCCCCCGCAGGAACCCCCACCACCCCUACAAGAACCUGAACGGGGAUGCGACGCGGGGGCUGCUCUGCCGUGGUACCAAGAGCCUGGUCCCGCCCCCAACUCCCCCCGAGCCCGGCCUGUCCCUCCCUGAGGCUCAGACAUAGAGGGCGCCCUCUGCUGGACAGACCCUCUCAUAGCACUACUGUCAGUCUAACUGUAAAUACAAUGUAAUUACCUGCUUCCUAUCCCUACUGCCGUGCAGCAAAAAAUGGGGAGUAUUAAAAGUGGGUUGGGUAUAUUAUUAUUAUUAUUAUUAUUAUUAUUAUUAUUAUUAUUAUUAAUAAUAAUAAAUGAGUUAACUGUUUUCCCCUUUGGUAUCACAGAAGAAAAAGUUAAAUGAAAGAAGUGUGCAGUUCUAAUAUUCUAUUGUGGUUUUAUCACUUAAAUAAAUAAAGUGAUUUGCGAAUACUGUAUUUUCUACAUCUUUUACUGUAACACACUGCACUUAUUGAACAGUAUCAUCUGAUCUUUUUCAGAUUUUCUCUGGCUUACUAGUUUGUUGCUAAGUUCUCCGGUAAAACCCACUACCAAUGUAAGAAGUGCACACGUAACCUUGAUAAUCUAAAUACUGAGUCUUAAACUUGUGACAUAUUCCUUUAUGGGGGGAGCAGUACUUUCAAAAGCAAUGUUAGUUUACCAAUUGUCUAGUUUACCCUUGUACCAAUCCAGAAAUGCAGACUCUGAAAAGCUAACAAACUAUAUCCACUAACUUUAGACAUGUCUCUGCAGUAGCUAGGUCAGCUAGCUGGCGAAUUAUUUCAUACAUUACCAAAAGAGGGGAGGAAAUGGCUGAAGAACAGUUGCUGGACAGCUUGUUUGGAGAAUGUGUUUCUCAUUUUAGAAAUGAAAUAUUACCCUCUCCCAGUGUGCAGAGGACAAGAUGAACUACUAGAGCUGGGCACAUUGAAAAGUGAAAGAUAAUUUUAAGAAAUGUGAAUUUAAUAUUAUUUACUAGGCUGUACAGGUCGCCUCAGCUAUGUAGCUGUGGUAAUGGUCCCAAAGGUGAUAUUGAGUUGUUUUCUGUGAUGACUUUCCACAGUAUCAUUAAUGGCAAGUGUUUUUUUAGAUUAUACUAGGGGUUUGUGAUACCAAACAAGGGGAUAUUCAUUUGGUUCAUCUGUAUUACAAUCAUUAUCAUCAUCAUUAUUAUUGUUGUUAAUAUUAGUGACACUACCUUUUUGACUGUGUGGGUCAGAUCUGAUGUUUGUCUUUAACGUACAUGUGGUGCUAUGGUGAUGUGGUGCUCACAUUGAGGGCAGUGUGCUUGGCUGUAUGUGAGGUGUGUGUGUGCGUGUGUUCACGUAUGUCUGUGCCAGUGUGUGCACGCAUGUGUGCCUAUGUCUGUGUGUGUGUGUGUGUGUGUGUGUGUGCGCGUGCAUGCACGUGCAUGUGUUUGUCUGUCUGUCUUUCUGUGUGUGUAUGCAGGUGCUUGCAUGCGUGUGUGUGCGUGCGUGCAAGCGCACGUGUUAUGAUCUCCGUGUUGCUCCUAUCCCUGAUCUCUCUUGCUCUGAUGGGAGUCAGUGAGCACCUCCCAUUUGAAGGUGAUGAAGGCCAGCCGGGAUGGAGGAGGCAUAAACCCUGCUCAUUUCCUGCUAGCUGCUCCUCCUGGCGAGGACUCGCCUGUGACUCACACUGAUCUGAGAUCAGCCCUGCUGAAGGGAGCAGCUUGUGUGCAGCGUCACUGCGCCUGCCUUCUGAAACAUAUUCAAUGAACUGCCCUAAGUGAUCAUUUUCAAUUUAACAGAAUUAAAAAUAGUAUUUUUAUAAAGAUUGUUUUACAAUGCCUUCUGCAUAAUAAUAACAACAUUAUUAUUAUUAUUAUUAUUAUUAUUAUUAUUAUUAAUAAUAAUAAUAAUAAUAAUAAUAAUAAUAAUAAUAAUAAUAAUAAUUAAUAGAACAGGUGCUCUCCCAGCCUACAGUGGUAUUUAUCAUCUUUUCUGCUCCUUGUGGGUUCAUGCAUGCAUGUGUAUGUCUUCCUGUGCAUCUAUUCAGUUCUGUGAAUGAGAUAUCAAUCCCAGUUUGGUUUAUGCAUUUUCUCCAGAUCCCCACUAGCUGCUCGUGUAGAGUGUAAGUUUGAGGGUCUGUGUGCGUGUAUGUGGGUGGGUGUGAGUGUCUGUGCUGUAUGUUUGUGUGAGUGUCUGUGUGCGUGUGUGAAUGUUUGUGUGUGUGUGUGUGUGUUACUCGUGAUGGCAGUCUGUGUUGUUUCAUGCGUACUGCGUACUUAGAAAAUGGGGGGGCGAGGUGACAUUGAGUCUUUUCUAUGUUCUGUGUUAUCUUUCAGACAAUAUGUAUGAUAUAAGGAAAUGGAAAGUGAAAUGUAUAUUUUGUUACUAGAAUUUUUAUUCUCCAUGGACUGAUUACUGUACAGAGUUUUUAAGAUUUUGCUUGAUGCUUUUAAUGCCCUUGGAAACUUGUCAUCUGUCCAAAAGUGUGUUUGUCUCCCCCUGGUGGAAGGAGGACCCUGGUUGAUGAGGCCUGGCUGCUUUUGUGUGGUUUUCUGUGUCUGGUAGUCAUGGUAUAUCUGAAAUGCUAAAGGAUUUGGCAAAUUAUAUACCUAUGCAUGUGGGGGAUAAUAUUCAGAGCAAUCAAAAUCUAUUUAUGGGAAACUUGUAUAUGCAUAAAUAUAUACUAGUGCAUGAACUUUACAAACCUCUGCAUCAAACUCAUUCCCAUCUUGGUUUGUUAUUAGACGACACCAUCUUUUUUAAUGCCCACGCCAAGUUCUGCACAUUGAACAACAUACAAACGUGAUUGGUUCAGAAAUCUCCCACCAAAGGCAUUGCUGCUGUCCAGUGUGUUAUGGACAAGCUUGAUCUUUGCAUUUUGAUGUGGAUAAAAUGAACAUAGAAAACCUGUUCCCUAGACAUGCACACAGUAGGUAAAUGAAUUAAAAAUGAAUUCCCAGAUGUCAGUUUUGUAAGGUUUAAUCUGCUCGGAAUUCUACCAUCCAGGCCCUGGCUGUGUGUCUGUCACUAAAUAUACAACGUUGCACGUUCUGAUGUUACUGGACUGGGCCACUGAACCUUCUGCUUCACUGGCCAGUGACAUGCCAGAUUUGCAGACUCUACCACCUAGAUAACUCAACUGCAUCCCUAAACAUCUUGCAUCACUGAGUAGACUGCACCGCAAAAUAUGGCAGUUUAGCAGGCUGUACCCUUUAAAGUCCCACAUUGCCUGGACUUGACCCGUAAGUAAUGUCCUACAUUAACUGGACUGGACCGUACCCCCUGACCCCCUAAAUAUGCCACCCACCCACUUAUUCUGGCUGUCCUGUAUCCUAAAUGUACUUAAAACCCCAACAUUUCCUACGUUUGCGGAAUCCGCAAAAUGGUGUCUCUCUCUCCCCCAUUCUAUCCCCCUGGUCGUUCCCCUCCAUGUGGUAUGACACGGAAUGCUGCUGCUGAGUUUGUUAAAAGGCUCCUCUGCUGAUCAGGCAUGGCUCUCUCCCAUUGGUGCUCUGGUCUGAGGAAGCUCAGUGCGACCGAUUCACACGGCCUGAAGCCUGUCACUGCCAGAGACCUCCCUGCCCUCUCCUCCAGCACUUGCUGUGUUAGCAUUGGAAACAAAUGGCAAAGACCAGCCGCAAUGAAGCUGUGCGCUCACGUUCAUGUUAUUUAAAGGAAAUCUGAAAUAAAAUGAGGGAAAUAAAACAUUGAAUGUAAA
Molecule: messenger RNA, 7072 nt
Organism: Anguilla anguilla (European eel)
Lineage: Eukaryota; Metazoa; Chordata; Actinopteri; Anguilliformes; Anguillidae
Gene: tesk1
Product: testis associated actin remodelling kinase 1
Exons: 12
Coding region: 1474-3513 (679 amino acids)
Biological process (GO): actin cytoskeleton organization; positive regulation of stress fiber assembly; protein phosphorylation
Cellular component (GO): cytoplasm; nucleus
Molecular function (GO): protein serine/threonine kinase activity; ATP binding
Source: RefSeq, a predicted model, not a curated record